UAAAAGAUAAAUCAACGCCUUUCAACGUGUGGUGCCAAUGCUACAAAAUUAUUCUCAAGUUUAAGACGAGGAUCAAGUAGCUUCUUUAAAUCGAUGGUUCAAGUCAACCACUUUAGAUGGUGGGUCCGAUCUUCCGGUUCAAUUCUUCUAAACAAUCAACAAUUCAAUAUUCAAUUAUCAUAAAUCUUGCAGCGACCACGGAACUCUAUACUAGGGAGAGAGAGAGAGCUGCGAACAGUGAAGGUUCUCCUAGGUUGCUCCUCCCAUGGCGUUGGAGCUUCUCCUUGUGCUUUCUCCUGCCAUCAUAGCCCUUAUCCUCAUCUUUAGAUUCAAGAGCAGUAGUAGGACCGAUGGCAAGUCGACGAAGCUCCCACCGGGGAACCUCGGAUGGCCUCUCAUCGGCGAGACCAUCUCUUUCAUGCAGCCCCACUCUUCUGCCUCCUUGGGAGCCUUCAUGGCCGAACACAUCGCAAAGUACGGGAGGAUCUUUAGGACGAACUUGUUGGGGAAGGCGACGAUCGUGUCGGCGGACCCGGAGUUCAACCGAUUCAUCCUUCAGAGCGAGGGGAGGCUCUUCGAGAACAGCUGCCCGACGAGCAUCAAGGAGAUCAUGGGGCCUUGGUCGAUGCUGGCGCUGGCGGGCGACGCGCACAAGGAGAUGCGCUCCAUCGCCGUCAACUUCAUGAGCAAUGUUAAGCUCCGCACCUUCUUCCUCCCCGACAUCGAGAAGCAGGCGCUGGAGGUUCUCCAUUCCUGGGAGGACCGCUCCACCUUCUCAGCCCAAGAAGAAGGAAAGAAGUUUGCCUUCAAUCUGAUGGUGAAGCAUCUGAUGAGCUUGGAUCCAGGGAUGCCGGAAACCGAGCAGCUAAGGCUGGAGUACCAUGCAUUCAUGAAGGGAAUGGCCUCCAUCCCUUUGAAUCUACCUGGAACGGCAUACAGAAAAGCCCUGCAGUCAAGAGCCAUAAUCCUCAAGAUCAUGGGACAAAAGCUGGAGGAGAGAAUCCAAAAGGUCAAUGACAAAUGUGAAGGCUUGGAAGAAGAUGACCUUCUAGCUUCAGUAUCUAGAAACACAAAUCUUUCCAAAGAACAGAUCCUUGACCUAAUACUAAGCAUGCUCUUCGCCGGCCAUGAAACCUCCUCCGCUGCCAUCGCCUUGGCCAUCUACUUCCUCGAGUCAUGUCCCAAAGCUGUCCAGCAACUAAAAGAAGAGCAUGAGGAGAUCGCAAGACUGAAGAAGGAACGCGGCGAGACUGGACUCAACUGGGAUGACUACAAGCAAAUGAAAUUCACCCACUGUGUCAUCAACGAGACCCUUAGACUGGGCAAUAUUGUCAAGUUCUUGCACAGGAAGGCUAUUACAGAUGUUCAAUUCAAGGGGUAUCACAUUCCGUGUGGGUGGGAGGUGGUGCCAAUCAUAUCAGCAGCCCAUUUGGAUCCAUCCAUUUACGAUGAUCCGCAGCGCUACAAUCCAUGGAGAUGGCUGCAGGCUAUCUCCGCCAACUUGACGAAGAACAGCAAUGUGAUGUCCUUCAGCGGCGGUCCACGACUGUGCCCCGGCGCGGAGCUCGCAAAGUUAGAGAUUGCAGUUUUCCUCCACCACCUUGUUCGGAGAUACCAGUGGGAGGUUGCAGAGCAUGACUACCCUGUUUCCUUCCCUUUCCUUGGGUUCCCCAAAGGCUUGCGCAUCAAAGUCCGGCUUCUCCAGUGAACCUGAAGCGUAGGAGCCUCACACUUUCUUAGUGCUGCUUAUGUUAUUUAGGUCCCUAAAUGAUUGUACCAAGAUCAGUUUGAUUUUGGGGUGCAUGAAUGCAGUUGGAAUCUUUGUGAUCGAGGAAAACAGAUGCUAUUAAUUCUUCAGUGGCACACGGGCAAAUGCUUGAAUUCUCAACCUUGUGUAUUAUAACUUAUAACAUGCGCACCAA
Messenger RNA from Phoenix dactylifera (date palm), 1922 nucleotides. Its product is annotated as cholesterol 22-hydroxylase CYP90B27-like. Lineage: Eukaryota; Viridiplantae; Streptophyta; Magnoliopsida; Arecales; Arecaceae. The record is from RefSeq and is a predicted model, not a curated record. Gene Ontology annotation, molecular function: oxidoreductase activity, acting on paired donors, with incorporation or reduction of molecular oxygen; heme binding; iron ion binding. Gene Ontology annotation, biological process: multicellular organism development; brassinosteroid biosynthetic process; sterol metabolic process.